GGCGGCCAUGGCGUGGCGGACGGCCGUGCAGCCGGCAGGCCUGUCCCGGGCCCGCUGGGCCCUGCCGGUCCUUCCGCGCUUUUUCUCCAUGCGGCCCCCCGGCUCCGCGCUGGAGGACAACCCCUUCUACGCCCGAUACCGACAGAAGAUCCAGCAGCUGCGCAGGUCCGACCCGGCGGCCUUCGAGUCGCGAUUGGAGGAGCGGGGCGCACUCCGGAAGCAGCCCCUGGGUCAGUCGAAGCAAGCGGAGUUCGUCCAGUACGUGGAGGAAAAGGCAGGAGCUGUGGACAGGCAACCACUGAGCAAAGGUUUCACCAGAAACAAGACCCUCGACUCGAUCCUCAACCUCGACCUGGUGAAAGACAAGACGGCCGAGGAGAUCGGACAGAUCUGGCAGCGGUAUUUUUCCGCGAAGGACACGGUGUUUGCCGUCAUUCCCGCCAAGACGUUUGACCUGAUCUGGACCCGGGCCCAGGCGUGUCCGUCGUUUCUGUGCGCCCUGCCCAGGAGGGAAGGAUACGAGUUCUUCGUGGGCCAGUGGUCGGGCACCGAGCUGCACUUCACCGCCCUCAUCAACAUCCAGACCCGAGGCGAUGCGGCGGCCAGCCAGCUGGUGCUCUACCAUUUCCCGGAGCUCAAGGCGGAGAAGGGCAUCGUCCUGGUCACGGCGGAGCUGGAGCCCACUUUUCUGACGGUCCCAGAAGCCCAGUGCCUAGCCAGCCAGGUGCAACUCUUCUACGCCACGGACUGCCAGCAGACCUUCGCGCUGGUGGAAACCUUCAACCACCGGCCCGGCGAGUUCAAACACAUGGCGGUCAUCACCGCGCUCCAGCAGAGCGGCCUCGGGGCCGACCUGAAGCUCCCGCCGGGUCCGGACCGGCCCUCCAACUGAGACCACGGGGCGGCGGGAGCCCAGCCCUGGAGAGGGACAGUUCCUUGGGCCCCCUGGCUCCAGCCCUGCGUGGCCUCCGCCCCCCAGCCCGCCACCCCAAGGAUGAGGCUUUCUUCCCAUCUGUUAAGCAGCUGAGGGAGGCAGGCCUCGGGGGGCUCUCCGGGCCUCACCCCCACCGCCCGCCCUAGGCCCGCGGUCCUGCAGGCCGUGCCCGGCAUCGGCAGGCGAACCCGCGAGCCCUCACCAAGGACCACCCCGGAGGGUUGGGUGGGUGGGUGGGUGGACGGAACACUCGGCUCUCCAGCCGGGAACCUUCCCGUCCCCGAUGAUGGAGCUCGGGCCGCUUCCGCCAGAUCUCUCAGGAGGGGUAAGGAAAGCGAUCUGGGCACCGUCCGGGCCCGGGUUGCCGGAGAAUCGGUCUGCCGGGCCCUGGGGGGUGACACCCAGGAUGUGGGGGUGGUCCCGGCGGGGAGCACUCCUCAGUCUUCCCAGCUUCGGAACCCGCCGGGGCCGGCCAAACCGAGGCAGGGGCACGUUCAAGUCCAGAGGAGGUGUCCGUCAGCACAGGUGGACUCUUAGGGCCUCGGGGCAGAGUGGCCCAGGGGAAGCAGCUGCCGGCUGGGAGUCAGGAGGUCAGGGCCCUCGUCCCCGCUCUGCCACAGGCCUGCUGGGUGACUUGGGACAAUUCACCGAACCUCCCUGGGCCUCGGUGCUCUCCCCUGUCAAAUGGGAUGAAGAUCCCAGUUCUCCCUCCCCUUAGGCUCUGAGCCCCACUGGGGCAGAGAUCCUGUCCGAGCCUAUUCACCCGGAAGCCACCCCAGUGUUCAGUGCAGUGCUGGGCACACGCUCGGCACGGAAUAAAUACUUUGGCUAUUAUUGGAAUUGUCCCUCA
Messenger RNA from Ornithorhynchus anatinus (platypus), 1784 nucleotides. It is a transcript of the gene ATPAF1, whose product is annotated as ATP synthase mitochondrial F1 complex assembly factor 1. Gene Ontology annotation, biological process: mitochondrial proton-transporting ATP synthase complex assembly. The record is from RefSeq and is a predicted model, not a curated record. Gene Ontology annotation, cellular component: mitochondrion. Lineage: Eukaryota; Metazoa; Chordata; Mammalia; Monotremata; Ornithorhynchidae. Bases 8 to 892 code for a protein of 294 amino acids. The transcript has 9 exons.